Nerophis lumbriciformis (worm pipefish) is the source of this 5450-nucleotide messenger RNA. Its product is annotated as FH2 domain-containing protein 1-like. Lineage: Eukaryota; Metazoa; Chordata; Actinopteri; Syngnathiformes; Syngnathidae. The record is from RefSeq and is a predicted model, not a curated record.
AAUUAAAAACAAUUUAAUUUUUUUUUUUUUUAUAAAACAGGUUUCACUGUCAAUUUGUUGGCUUUUGAUAUUUUUUUUUCCCCCACAUGGAUGUCCACCAAUUCUGUAUUGUAUCGAAUGUUUUACAUAUUUUAGGUGAAGUCACGUUAUCAUGUUUGUAAUCUUGCUUUGUGGACUGCCUGCCUCAAUGGUGACGGGAGAUGUAUAUAAAAGACUGUAUAUAUCUAUAUAUAGUAGAUUUAUCCCACUUGGCGUACAAUCUAAUCAAUUGUUGGCUGAGCUUGAUUGACAGGUACAAAUAGUUUAUGGACUAUGCCAACAAUGCAUCUGGCGCUGAUCCAUCAGAGAGUUGUAAUUUCGUAGAAAGAUGAAAAAAGGUCAGUAUUUACUCUGCUGAAUGCAUUCAGAAGUACGGUUUUACUUUGUUUUAUUAUUUUUUCUGUCUUUUUCCUAUUUCUCGGUGUGUGUAAGAGUGUCUUUGUCUUGCAAAUAAAGUCUGCUGGAAUGUUUUGUUGCCUUCAACACAGGACAAUGUGCAUGUGUACUGCAAAUAUAUCGCCAAUAAUUGACUUUUAUGCUUUCAGCUGAUGUGGUUGAGCUGGCAGAAAGUGUUAAAUAAUGUCUGAGAGUGUGAGAGAGUGUUUGCAGGUCAAACAGGGGCCAACUUCAGGACACUUCCUGCCCACUCAGACCUUCCAGCAACUCCUUCCAGGCCUGCACAGAGUGGAGUCCGGCUGAUCACGUUGCUGGAGUCCACACCUCCGGCGUCCACAGUCCACUCAAGGUGCAGGAGCUCCGGCUGUGAUCCCAGAGGCACACCUACUGGAAAGUGAGCAGGCCGCCGCCCUUCUCGCCGUGGGCGUGUGUCGUCCUCCUCGCUUCCGUGCGGGCCAGAGGAGUUGCGACACCGUUCAAGUUGCAGCACGAGAGGAGCAAGUCUGGAAUGAAACAAAAAAAGGACAAAAUACUUUUUACGGUGCAGCAGCAGGCCAGCGAAAAGACACGCCCCGCCCCAUAAAUCUUCAUCAUGCCGCUGCAGACCGUGGCCGCCCUCCUCCGCCCUUGCUGAUCCCCCCCCCCCCCCCCCCCGUCGCAAAGAUGCAGCCGGGUGGCCCCCCUCCCCCUCCCCCUCCUCCCGCUUUACUGCCGCCCCCUCCGCCGCCGCCCCCCCUCGCCUUGGGUUCGAAGGCCCUGCACCGGCGCUCCAGGAUGCGCAACUUCAACUGGGAGACCAUCCCCAAGCACAGCGUGAUGGGGAAGCACAACAUCUGGACGGAGGACCAGGCAGACGGCGACUACCAGCUGGACACGCAGCACAUGGAGGAGCUGUUCAGUCACAAGCAGGCCCAGCAGCGUCACGCCAACCACCUCCACGGCGUCAAGGGCGCCCCCGCUGCCGCCCCCGGGGUAGAACUGGUGUCCAUCCUGGGCUCCAAGAGGAGCAUGAACAUCGGCAUUUUCCUCAAGCAGUUUAGGCGGCCGGUGGCGGACAUGAUUGAUGACAUCAGAGCAGGAAGUGGACUGGCGUUCGGCUGCGGGAAACUGCGAGAGUUAUUGAAACUGCUGCCGGAGGAGGAAGAGGUCAAACAGCUGCUGGACUUCAAGGGCGACCAAUCAGCUCUCCCUGAUGCUGACCUCUUCAUGCUGAUGCUGGUCCAGAUCCCCAGUUAUGAGGAACGUGUCAGCAGCUUGGUCCUCAAAGAAGAGUUCUUGCCCUUCAUGACUGAAAUGAGAGGAUUCAUUGACACCUUGAAAGCUGCUGGGAAUGAGUUGUUGGAGUGUGACAGUCUGCACUCGGUCAUCCGUCUGGUUCUGAAGAUGGGGAACUACAUGAAUGCGGGAGGAUACGCCGGCAGCGCGGUGGGCUUCCGGAUGGCCUCGCUGCUCAAGUUGGUGGACACCAAAGCCAACAAGCCCGGCAUGAACCUGAUGCACUACGUGGUGAUGCAAGCCCAGAACGUAGACACGGAUCUGCUGAACUUUCCGGACCAACUCCAGCACAUGAGAGCUGCUGCAAGAAUCAACAAAAGCGAGAUCGAAGCAGAGUUUGCCAGGCGAGUGAAAAAAGUGCGAGAAGCCCAAGCCAACACUUUGAAGCAGGACGACCUGAAGGCCCAGAUGGAGGACUUCCUCAAGGACGCUGAGGCCUGCUUGGUCCAGGUGGAGCUGGACCUCCAGGAGCUUCAGUCCAGCAGCGACUCUGUGGCCCAGUACUUCUGUGAGGACCCUGACAAGUUCCGACUGGAGGAAUGUUGUUCCGUUUUUGACUCCUUCUGCGAGAAGUUUCUACGAGCCAUGCAGGAGAACAAGGCCCGGGAGGUGGCGGAGGUGAAGCGCCGGCACAAAAACCGUCUGCUAAGCGCUGCCAAGCGCAGGUCCACGGCCACCUGCUCCACCAGGGACAAGGAGAUGGACGGAAUCGCCUUGGAGUCCGUCCUGCAGAACUUCCUGACCAGCAGGAUCUCCAGGAGGCGAUCGGUGCGGCCCGCGUCCACCUACGACAGCCCGGUCGGCGGGAGUCCCCAGACCGGCAGCCUGUCCGAGAUCCCGCCCAAGGAAAACCUGCUGGCGCUGAGAAGAACGGAGUCCUUGAAGGCGGGCGGCACGGCCAAGAAGGAGUGGAACUCGGCAGCUGAACUCACAGGAAGAUCCGAAGACGGUGGCUCGGACACUGAGGCGGACGUCGGGUCGGAGAAGGACGGCGAAGAAGAGAAGAGGACCGGCAGAGGGUCCUCGUCCGCUCCAUGCUUCUCCGCCGACUUGGAUGAGGAAGACCUCCAGGACAACAACGAGGAAGAGGCCCAGAAGCUGCGGGAAGCGUCCCGGAAGGUUCUGUUGUACCAGAGCAGCCGAGGCAGCGUCUCCUCCGGCGAGUUCAACCCCGACAACCCGAGCUCUCCGCGGGCGGCGGCGGCGACGGCAACGGCGGCGGUCCCCGCGCCUCGACGCCUCCCGUUCGACAUGGAAAGCGACAGGUACCCUGGAGACCCGACCGACGAGGACCUGGUCCGCUUCCUGUUCAACUCCCCGCCCUCCUCCAAGCGGAACCUGGGCCGGCGGCACACGCUGCCUAUCAAAGUGAAAAACGAGGAGGACGACGAGGUGUGGGAUCCCGCCCAGGAGGAGGAGGAGGCCGGACGCGUGCAGGACUUGACGGAGGCGCUACCUCAACAGCUUUCUCCCGGCCAAGACCAGGAACACGUCCAGGACCAGCAGAAUGGUGGACACGUUCCGCCCAGAUCCUCAUGGAACAAAUCCGAAUCAUCUGGAGUAUUUUUUGGCUUCUUAAAGCGACUCGGCGAUAUCGGAAGACUACAGGCGGGCAAGGAAAGCAGCCAGAAGGGUUUUGGUACUGAUGUGUAGGAACUUUCUAGAGCAGUGGUUCUCAAACCUUUUUUUUUUUUUUUUUACCAAGUACCACCUCAGAAAACACUUGGCUCUCCAAGUACCACCAUAAUGACCAACAUUAAAAUGCAGUAGCGUGGUAGGCCUAAGUAUUCAUCAAAAACAACGCAGAGGUUUUACUUAACAAGUAGCGUAUUUUCCGGACUAUAUAAGCCACACCCACCACAUGUUUCGAAUAUAUUAGUCGCACCGGACUAUAAGCCGUAUACAUUGUUAUUUACAUAGAAAUAUUUAUUUACAUACCGUAAUUGUUUCCGAAAGCUAUCUGUUACGCGGCAGUAAAACGGCUGAUCAAACAAAACAGAAGUCAUGGUCAUGGACCCACGAGCUGCGCAAGCCAGCUCUCCAAUCCGCUAAACAGACUCAACAACUCCACCGUGACGUUUUGGUGAAUUUAUGAAAGUGAAACAAUACCAAAAGAAUGCCAUUGUAAGUUAAUAACACUAACACAGACUGUCAGGUUCAAACACUGAUGACAUCUAUUAAACAAGACAAGAAGCAAAGAAUUAAACAGAGACCAAAUUAAAUUUGGCUCAAUUUGAGGAGAGACGCCUGGACACUGUACCCUUGGGGCGGUAUGGCUCGGUUGGUAGAGCGGCCGUGCCAGCAACUUGAGGGUUCCAGGUUCGAUCCCCGCUUCCGUCAUCCUAGUCACUGCCGUUGUGUCCUUGGGCAGUGCCACCCACACUGCUUUAAAUGUAACUUAGAUAUUGGUUUUCACUAUGUAAAAGCACUUUGAGUCACUAGAGAAAAGCGCUAUAUAAAUAUAAAUCAAUUCACUUCACUUCACUUGUACAGUGUCUCAGCACGCUCUGGCGAAAGAUUGUACGCCGCCUCCUUUUAUUUGGACUUUCCCUGAUUACGUGGCAACAGCUGUUUCUAAGGGACGUGGGUCGUAAACAGCGUUGCCUUUGGUUACAGAACAGUUCAAAAGAAAAGGUCGUAAAACAGUUCAAAGAAGCGGCGCCUGGAGGGUGAGUCUGGUCCUGCUUCCCCUUUGCUUUUGUAGUUCUUGGGUCAAGACAAUAUCUUUCUGUUGAUUACAAUACAUGAAAGAACCAGAACACCUUCAUGUUGCUUCCCCCCCGACACAGUGGAGUUUUUACAAGCCUUCUUCUUGGUAGGUUCAAAGACAUGUUUUUGUCGUCUUGCCGGGAACUCAAUGUAACACAAAGUUUUUGUGAUAACUUAGAUACAAUUAUUCUGACACAGGCACUCGUAAACGUGUUAGCAUAUUAGCUAAUGCUAACGACGCAAGCUUGAUUACAUUACGAUAGCACGUACAAACAUGCAUGAAAACACUCCCACAGACAUCACACAUGGGACACAUUAGUGAGUAGAAUGGUUUUAGUUAUAUUGUAAAACUUACAAACAUGACGAAUGAAGAAUCCAUACAGGUAGAAACGCUAUGGGCGGUUUUACUUCCGGUUUAAGGCAUUUUCUCCGGAAGUACAUUUUCAACCCGCAACACCUGCAGUGAGCAAACUCGUCCAAAAGAAUGGUUUUAGUUACAUUGUAAAACUUACAAACUUGGAGUGAUGAAUGGAGAAUCCAUACGAUUAGAAACACUCUGGACGGCUAGAAGACAAAGCGGCACCUCUACUUCCGGUUGAAAGGACUAACUAGACAAACACUGCAGCGAGCGAACUCGUCCAAAAGAUGGCGCCAUAGCACUUUUCAGGGUGUUUGCUUGUUUUUUGUUUUUUUAACUCUGCAUUAUGGCGGUCAGCGAAGAAAAAUCCAUAUAUCAACCACAGGGUUUAAAGAGUAGGAAAAAAGCAGCGACUUAUGGCCUGGAAUUUACGGUAUAUUUAAUAUUUUUGACCACUGUAACAUUACACUCAGUAUGAACAGUGUUUGAAUAUAGGAAAAUACAACACUGUACUUUCUUUGGCGUACUACUAGAUGGAGCCUGCGUACCACUAGUGGGACACGUACCACUAGUGGGACACGUACCACGGUUUGAGAAUCCCUGCAGUAUGUGGGACUUUGAUGCUUCUUGUAGUUGAUAUUAUUUAUGUCACAUAAACUUGCUGUCACAUGUU